CCCUUAAUCCUUCCUCCUCCUCAUUUCCAUUAUUCGAGUCUCUUCUAUUCCUCCUCACUUCCAGGAUAAAACUGAAGUCUAGACAGACUAAAAACCUUCAAUUCUUCUUCUCUAAAUUCUUCUUCAAAUCAAAAAUCAAAAUCACCACAAACCCAUUUCUUCAAAUCAAAAAUCAAACACACCCAUCAUCGAGAUCUAAUCAAAAAAAAAAAUGGAGAAACAAACAUUUAUAAUUGAAGCAAAAGAAGCUGAAUCAAUGGCAAAAGACUUAGGUUUUGAAACUGUUGUUCAGCUCUUACCCUCACUAGUUAAAUCUGCACAGAAGCUAGCAAGACCACCAAUUUCAAAGUUCCAUGUUGGUGCUGUUGGAUUAGGAUCUGAUGGGAGGGUUUAUUUUGGUGGAAAUCUUGAAUUUCCAUAUCUACCUCUUCAUCAUUCAGUUCACGCUGAGCAAUUCUUGAUUACUAAUGCUAAUAUUAAUGGUGAGAAACCUGUUUGGAUUUCACAUAUUGCUGUUUCUGCAACACCUUGUGGCCAUUGCAGACAAUUUAUGCAGGAAAUUAGGAGAGGUACUGAUAUCAAAAUCAUGAUUAUACCUGCUGAUUAUAAUGGAAUUCAAGAUUCUGAUUUGUGUUUUAAUCCAUUGUCUUCUAUGUUGAGUCAUCCAUUUGGUCCUCCUGAUUUGCUAGAGAAAGAUCAUCCUUUAUUGUUGGAGGCACAUAAUAAUUGUUUGGUUCUUGUUGAUUCUGUUAAACGGAAUGGAAUUCUAAAUGGAAUGCAGGGUGAGGAUGAGGAGGUUUGGAUUCAGCUUAAGAAUUGUGCACUUGAAGCUGCAAAUAAGUGUCAUGCUCCAUACAGUGGGUGCCCAUCAGGUGUUGCUUUAAUGGAUUCUGCAGGGAAGGUGUAUAAGGGGUCUUAUACGGAGUCGGCUGCGUAUAACCCGAGUUUGGGACCCGUACAAUCGGCAUUGAUUGCUUAUGUUUCUGGUGGAAGUGGUGGUGGUGGUUAUGAGAAGAUUGUUGCUGGAGUUUUGGUGGAGAAAAAAGGAGCUGUGAUUAGGCAGGAGAGUACUGCUAAACUCCUUUUGGAAGCCAUUUCUCCGAAAUGCGAUUUUCGUGUUUUUCAUUGCGAUUCUUCCAUGAAUUAGGUUGCUAUGUGAAUAUGGGUAUGCUCAAAUUCAUGGUUAAGUGUUAUUUGAACUGAAUUGAAGACAGGAAGGGUCAAAAUUUGGUUGAUCCAUAUGUAUGAUGCUCUCCAUGUUUCCUCUUAGUUUGAAUUACCAUGUUAAAAACAAUAAUGUGAAGAAUUAUUCAUGGAAUUGAAGAAUGAAAGAAUAGACCAAUUGGGUAUUCGAUACUGUAAUUUCUGUUAACCUACUUUAAUGAAAAGAAAGUCCACUUUCGGUGCAUA
Papaver somniferum (opium poppy) is the source of this 1410-nucleotide messenger RNA. Its product is annotated as cytidine deaminase 1-like. Gene Ontology annotation, cellular component: cytosol. Gene Ontology annotation, molecular function: cytidine deaminase activity; zinc ion binding. NCBI's taxonomy places the organism in Eukaryota, Viridiplantae, Streptophyta, Magnoliopsida, Ranunculales, Papaveraceae. The record is from RefSeq and is a predicted model, not a curated record. The coding region runs from base 212 to 1147 and encodes 311 amino acids. The transcript has a single exon.